This is a messenger RNA of Capronia coronata CBS 617.96, 1899 nucleotides long. RefSeq lists its product as uncharacterized. The transcript is spliced from 2 exons. The coding region runs from base 1 to 1899 and encodes 632 amino acids. NCBI's taxonomy places the organism in Eukaryota, Fungi, Ascomycota, Eurotiomycetes, Chaetothyriales, Herpotrichiellaceae. Gene Ontology annotation, molecular function: zinc ion binding; DNA binding; DNA-binding transcription factor activity, RNA polymerase II-specific. Gene Ontology annotation, biological process: DNA-templated transcription. The record is from RefSeq and is a predicted model, not a curated record. Gene Ontology annotation, cellular component: nucleus.
AUGGCCACACCAAUCCCACGGAAGCGGGCCGAGAGAUCAUGCGAGACAUGUCGCAAAAGGAAGACUCGAUGUGUGAUAGACGGCGACGCCGCGGGUGUCUGCGUUCUCUGCAGAUUCCAUCAGCAAGAAUGUAAGUUCUUGGACAAUAGUUCGCCUAGAAAGCGAAAGUCGGCUUCAAUAUCGUCGGAACAUGGUCAGACACGUCCUCCAUCCAAGAGACGCAAAAGGCCUGUCGAAUCUGACCUGGAGUCCAACAAGCAAUGGCGUCUGAUUAGGACCCGACAGGGAGUCAGCGUGGAGGAAUAUGAUCAAAUGGAAGAUCCCAGCCUUCUGAAGAGAACUCUGGGACUGCUUAACAAGUACCAUUGCCGCUACUUCAGCGUCUCUGGUUCUUUUGAACCUGCCAUGAUGGCGGCUAGGUCUACAAGCAUGUACCGGGAGAUUGAAGUCGCGACCGGCGGCACUCUACGCUGGGUUGGCCCGACGGACGCCUUCCUGCUCAUUCCAGAUCUCGGGACCCCUGGCUAUCUCGAAGAACGCCAGGAGGUAGAGACAGUCGAGUCGCUUGUAUCGCCACACGGUCGGACCUUGCUCGAUAUAUAUUUUCGUGUUGUCUAUCCCAGCUUCCCAGUUCUCUACCGAGAUGUGUACAUGGAGAAAUACAUCCGAUCACCGCUGGAGUUUUCACCGUCAAGCUUAGCAGCCGUCUACUUGCUGGCCAUUCGAUUCUGGUCACACGAGGUCACACUUCAAGACAAAGAAAAGCCAUGCGUGGAAAAGUUAGAAGCGCUGGGCCGGAAGUGCUUGCACGAUGCCAUAAAUUACCGGCCGAAACUUUCCACCAUCCAGGCAGGGCUUCAGUUGUUGCAAUAUUCUACCACCAACGCCAAAGAAUUGACAGCCCAGCUUAUCAAUGUGGCUUAUGGGGUCGGCCUUCAUCUUGACGCUUCUGACUGGGAUAUUCCCCCAUGGGAGAAAAGUCUUCGCAAAAGGCUGAGCUGGGCUCUGUACAGCCAGGAUAAGUGGAACAGUCUCGCAAACAACCAACCUCCUCUGAUCAACAGUUCUCACUGGGGUGUCCCAACCAUCACCGAGGAAGACUUUCCAGAGCAGCACGAAUACGAACAGGAAGGUAGCUCAGAGGUCGAGAAAGGCCGAGCUCUUUUUUGUCAGUUUGUCGCUCUUUCCGAGAUUGUGAGUGACAUCCUCGACGACAUUCUUUCAAUUCGCGCCAUCAAGGAGAUUGAACACGCGGGCGAACGCGGCUUGGAACUUCUACUCCGGAAAGCAAAACCAUUGCAAAUCAGGUUGAAGGAAUGGUUCACAAAUUUGCCACCCGCGCUCUCUAUGGAGGUGACGAACGUCAUGAAACUAUCCUCGGUCGGUUAUCUACGCCUGGCGUACAUCACUGCAGAGAUCGCCCUCCAUCGCCAGAUCCUUCUGGCUUUGCCGGGAAGCACUGAUACCGCCUUAAUCAAGCUCUGUCGGUCGGUGGCUGACGAGCGAUUUAUCUUUGCCAUUGACCUUCUGAAGUCACUGAAACCCAAUCACCUUUCAAGCUUCUGGUACUCGACAGCUCCCCAGAACCUUGCCCUCACAGGUACUUUCGGCUGUUAUCUGUACAUGACCGAGACUGAUCCCGAACGCCGCUUGUUGUGCAAGGCCCGUUUACGAGAAUACCGAUGGCUGCUCACCAUGUGUAGCGACAACGGACCGAACUCCUACUUCAAGCAGGCUUUAAGUCAGCUCGAUAUCUACUUCAAAUAUUUGCUUGACUCCAAGGACGAAAAUGGUGAUAGCGGGCCCUCCAUUUCAUAUUCGCCUCUUCAGUUCUUUGGGGAUACUUCUCACGACUUCUUGGACAUUUCACCGGAUGGAACGUCCUAUCACCACGACUAG